AUGAAGGGAUCGACAGGGGGCAUUAGCAAAGGUGCUUUAGCUAAAAAGUUGAAGUCGGACCGUCGAUUAGCGGCAAAAAUCGUGGAACGCUACGGUGGUAAGCAUGCUGGUCAGGUAUCUGAGCAGCAUGCUAACACACUUGAGUGGGCCAAGAAGGUGCUCAGCGAGAGCGAGACCGAAGGGUCACGACUCGAAACAAAGAGACCUGAGCCAGCGGUUAAACGGCAAAGGUCGCCCGAAGGAGAAACCUCACUUGGCAAGAAACCGCGAACGGGGGCUGCGCCAACCUUCAGCGAAAUUGCUAAAGACGCUGGUGGAAGAGUACUAGGUGUUCUCGAUCGCAGCAGGGAGGACGGCACUAUCUCCCAUGAAGAGUGGAAGGGAGUAGCGGCGGCUAUCGCUUCAGUCUUCCUCACGGUGGUUAAGGAAAACCCUGGGCCACACCCAAAAUGUGUUAGUGCCGGUUGGCACCAUGAGCUACACAAGCUGACUGGAUGCGCCGGUACAAGAUCGGCCAUCUUGUAUAAGAAGACAUUAUCUCUGCUGGAGAAGGUCUGGAAGGGAGCCAGACUGGAGGCCGUGGACAAAGAGGAUCUUCCUCUUCGCCCUAGGGCUCGCGUCUGGCUACCAGCCGAACCGUCCACUGCGAAAGAGAUCGAGGAAAACCUCAGGUACUGCAACCCCUCACUUCCUGCGCAUGACUGGAGGGUAAUAAGGCUAGAGAGAACCGGUGAACCAUAUCGGCAGGCGCUGAUAAUGCUUAACGCGGAGUCCAUCGGUCCUCUCAGUAAAACCAAGGGAGCCAUCAGCUAUGGGUUCGAGAUGGUAGUACUGAAGGUACUCCCGACGGAUGCCAGGAAAAUGUUUUUAUUUAGUAGAAGAUACAAGAUCCCUGUGGCACCGUUGCCGUAA
Messenger RNA from Bactrocera neohumeralis, 912 nucleotides. RefSeq lists its product as uncharacterized. The transcript has a single exon. The coding region runs from base 1 to 912 and encodes 303 amino acids. The record is from RefSeq and is a predicted model, not a curated record. Lineage: Eukaryota; Metazoa; Arthropoda; Insecta; Diptera; Tephritidae.